Messenger RNA from Rotaria sp. Silwood2, 786 nucleotides. The record is from the annotation of a GenBank genome assembly. NCBI's taxonomy places the organism in Eukaryota, Metazoa, Rotifera, Eurotatoria, Philodinida, Philodinidae.
AUGCUUGAAGAAGAUGAUUUUGAUGCAUAUAUAUUAAAUCGUUUAUCAGAUAUUAUUCAUUUACUUCUGGUUACAUACACAGAUUCAUAUUUGAUUUGUUUUGACACAUUAAUACCAUAUUUUUAUGGACUUAUACAACUAAUACGUUCAAUAUCAGAUCAUCAGUGGGCAUUAUGUGUAUUUGAUGAUAUCAUACAAUUUACUGGUGCACAUUCACAUUGUUAUGCAUAUUUUUUUCUUUCAUGUAUGACUGAAAAUCUUGUUGACUCAUUACCUGAAACUCGUCAAGCAACUGCAUAUGGAUUUGAUGUAAUGGGAAUGAAUGAUGGUCAGGUUUAUGCACGUGCAUGUGCUGAAGUAUUUCCUCGUUUAUUUGCAAUGAUUGGAACAUCAGAUAGUCGUGUACCAGAAAAUAAUACAGCAACUGAAAACACAAUUAGUGCAGUUACUAAAAUAUUUAAAUAUAAUAAUUUAUGUGUGGAUAAUCUCAUUAAAUUUCAUCAAGUUUGGUUUUUUUGGCUUCCUGCUCAUGAAAACACUGAAGAAAUACCAUAUGUUUAUGGUUAUUUAUAUGAUUUAAUUGAAUCAAACAAUCCGGUGAUUAUUGGACCAAAUAAUUCGAAUGUACCGAAUGUGAUCAAAUUAUUUGCUAAUGCAUUCGCUGAAUUAUCGAAUGAAUUAAACUCAGUUGUUGGUCAACGUAUGGUAUUCAUUUUACGACAUGUUCAAAUAAUUCCAUCGAUUUUUCAAAUAUAUAUGAAUGCUUUAACAGAUGAAAAACGUUAA